Messenger RNA from Cryptotermes secundus, 2757 nucleotides. Its product is annotated as spondin-1. The coding region runs from base 299 to 2737 and encodes 812 amino acids. Gene Ontology annotation, cellular component: extracellular matrix. NCBI's taxonomy places the organism in Eukaryota, Metazoa, Arthropoda, Insecta, Blattodea, Kalotermitidae. Gene Ontology annotation, molecular function: serine-type endopeptidase inhibitor activity. The record is from RefSeq and is a predicted model, not a curated record. Gene Ontology annotation, biological process: cell adhesion. The transcript has 14 exons.
UAUGCUCCGUGAACUCAGAUUUUACAUUACCAUAUUCACAUGUUUGCUCGUGUUUCGUUUAUUUAUGACAUUUGUGCGGUUUGGGUCAAAAUCUGUGAUGUCCUGUUGGCACCAUCUUUUCGAUAACAUAUUUUGUCAGUCACAUUCUGAAGUUGAGGUGGAGGCGAUGGGGGUUAAGAGUUGAAUACCGCCCUUUCAUUAGAUGCCUGGGAGGAAAGAGUGGCCCUUUUUACUGACAAGAUUGUGUUACGAACGAAGGAAUUUGUGAUGAAGGAUUGCAGUGUUACAGAUCACAAAUAUGUGGCCACAUGUCCAUCUCAUUGUCUGGGUACUGGUUGCUGCAGAAUUAAACAUUGCAGGGGCUUUUCAUUGUAACCGCAAUCCAGAAGCUGUACAGUCACCCAAAUCAGUGAAUACAAAUUUCCGUCUCAGAAUUACUGGAAACCAUAACAAGUACUUGCCAGGAGGAGUGUACACAGUGAGUCUGUAUGGCCAACGCAGUGGAUGGUAUCAACCCACAUUUAAAAGGUUCAUGUUGGUGGUGGAACCCAGCUCCAACAGUCUCUCUUCUGGGGAAGACAGUGCCUUCGGUGAUCAGAAAGUUGGAAGCUUCACCUUGAUGGGGACCAAUGUGGCGCAGUUCAGUAGCCACUGCCCCAAUGCCAUCGUUCAGAUGUCGACCUCUAAGAGGACUGAGGUCAGUGUGAUAUGGACAGCGCCCCCUCCUGGCAGUGGAUGUGUUGUCUUUAGGGCUACCGUUGUGGAGGAUCAUGAAUUAUGGUACAAGGAUGAUGAACACCUAAACCUUGAGUUAUGUGAGGAUGACCAGAGGAGCGAAUCUGACCAGCCUGACCUUGAUUUUCCUUGCUGUGCUUGUGAUGAUGCUCUGUAUGAGAUGACAUUUGAGCGAUUAUGGUCGAAGGCUAUACACCCAAAAGACUUUCCACCCAACAAUUGGCUGACUGGAUUCACCGACUUGAUUGGAGCUUCUCAUUCGUCUGAUUACCGUUUGUGGGAUUAUGGUAACCUUGCAUCAGAAGGCCUAAAGCUGGUGGCAGAGUCGGGUGUAACCCACUUGAUGGAGAGUGAAAUAAUGGAUAAGAGUGAACAUAUACGCACAGUAAUCAAAGCACGAGGGCUUAUUUACCCCAGUGUGACUGGCAAAACAUAUUCAGUGUUCCGAGUGGAUGCAGAGGAUCAUCUUGUAUCUGUUAUUUCCAGAAUAGAGCCAUCACCGGAUUGGAUAGUUGGUGUAUCUGGGCUGAACCUUUGUCUCGAGAACUGCAGCUGGGUGGAUUACAGGGAAGUGAACCUGUAUCCCUUGGAUGCAGGCACUGACAAUGGCAUUACUUAUUUGUCUCCUGAUGAGCCCACAGUGCCACGCCAGAUGAUACGCCACAUCACUUCAAACCAUCCUAGUGACCCACGUUCACCUUUCUAUGACCCAUCGGGGACUAAGAUGCAGCCUUUGGCUCGUCUCUACCUAAGAAGACAGCAGUUAUUCGAAAAACAGUGUGAUAAUAAAGAUGUUAAACCUAAUAGUCGUAAUGGUUUUGGGGCUGACCUCCCAUCUGUGGACUGCACAGUGUCUGAGUGGUCUGAAUGGAGUUAUUGCUCUGUGACAUGUGGUAUGGGCAGGAGAGAGAGGCACAGAUAUUACUUAGACAAGAAGGCUCAUUUGAGGGCAUGUAAUGAGGUGCUUAAGGAACAAGACCUGUGUUACGCUGCACAGAAAAUAUGUGGCCCACCACCAAAGCCCAGGCUACAAGAUCCUGUUUGUGCAGUGACCGAGUGGAGUUCCUGGUCCACAUGCUCAGUCUCUUGUGGGCUUGGUCAGAAGAUAAGGACUCGCCAGUAUAAAUCGCUCAGAGACUACAAACGCUGUUCUCGAUGUCCUAAUCAACCAGAACUGGAACAAACAAUUGAAUGCCGAGCACCAGAAAAUGCAAUAUGUGACAAAGAUCCUGAGAUAGAAGAGACUGAUGCCUGUCCAGAUACAGAAUGGUCUGUGUGGAGCCCUUGCAGUGCUUCUUGCGGCAAGGGCAAGAGCAUCAGGAAAAGAAUUCCAGUACUUAAAGCAGAGCUUGAUUAUGAUGCAGUUGUGGAGUGUCCUGAGGUGCAUGUCACAGAAGAGAAAGACUGCAAUGGUGAUUUUGCUUCGUGUGAGAUUACACCUAAGCUGUAUAAAGAAUUCUGCAAAGCACCAAUGGAUGAGGGCACUUGUGACGGUCAAAAUUUUCGCUGGUUCUUCAAUACAGAUACAGAUGCAUGUCAAGAAUUCAUGUAUAAGGGAUGCAAUGGGAAUAGAAAUAAUUAUCUCACACAGGAGGAAUGUGAGAACACUUGUAAAGGAUAUGAAGGGCCAGAUGAUGAGGAGAUCACCGAAGAAGACGCUACGAUGGCCAGCCCAUACAACGGACUGUUACCAUCAAGUCACAUUCUAGCACUCAACACAACAACAUAUGGUCUUGUGGUCUCACCCAUUCCAAACUAUAACUUUGAAUCUGAAACUGAACCCAUAACCAUGGUUGAGGGAGAAAUUGUAGAUUGUAGGGUCAGUCGCUGGAGUCGAUGGUCAAAAUGCAGCGUGUCUUGUGGGCAAGGAUACAAAACUAGGAGUCGAUCAAUAGAGAUUCACCCACGAAAUGGAGGGAAAGCUUGUCCAAAGAAACUCUUCAAGAAUAAGAAGUGUCGGAAGAAAUGUGAUAAGUGGACACAACCCACAGAAACCAAUUAGGCCAGUAGUGUUCCACUUAU